UAUUUACUUUCAUUCUAAACAAAUCUACGGCGAAAAAUAUUGUUAUUUAAAUUAAUGAAUUAUCAUAAUUUUAUUUUAAUUUUGCUGUAAUCACCUAAUUGUUUUUUGUUGUAAUCGUUUAAUAGUUAUAAGCGUGGAUUUUUAUUGAGAAAUUCUCUGAAUAAAAAUAUUUGCUGAAAAUAAGACAGAUAAAAAAUUUUUAAUCAUUUUCAGUAAGAAUUCUACAAAAAUGACUACAGAGGAAUCACAGAACAAAGUGAUAUUAGCAACUGGUGGGUAUGACCACACCAUACAUUUUUGGCAGGCACACAGUGGUGUGCGACAGUUUUCUGUUCAACAUCCUAGUUCGCAAAUAAACAGCAUGGAAAUUCAUCCAAAUAGACAACUAUUAGCUGCAGCUGGUUUCCAACAUAUUCGAAUGUAUGAUAUAUAUUCUAAUAAUCCCAAUCCUGUUGUAAACUAUGAAGGAGUGCCAAAAAAUUUCACUGCUGUUGGUUUUCAAGAAGAAGGACGAUGGAUGUUUACUGGAUCAGAAGAUAAUGCAGCUAGAGUUUGGGAUUUGAGAACAAGAACUCUACAGUGUCAACGAUCAUUUAAUGCUGGCGCUCCUGUUAAUUGUGUAUGUUUGCAUCCAAACCAAAGUGAACUCUACAUAGGAGAUCAAAAUGGUGCUAUAUUUCUGUGGGAUCUCAGACUAGGUGAUGAACAGCCUUCAAAGAAACCAUUUUUUAAAGUGAGUGAGCCUCAUGUUUCAAUUCAAUAUAUCCACAUAGAUGCAGAAGGAACAUUUAUGGCUGCUGUUGACAACAAGGGCAAUUGCUAUAUUUUUCUCCUUAGUCAUAGAGGAAGUGAUAGCUCUCAUGUGAGACCUAUUAGACAGUUAAAAUUCCAAGCACACGACACAUAUGCACUGAAAUGCAAAUUUAGUCCUGAUUCUACAUUGCUUGUAACAACUUCAGCAGAUUGUUCUGCUAAAGUAUGGAGAACAGCAGAUCUGAAUCUUCUUCCCAGCAGUCAAAUUGUAGAUCCUUCAUAUGAAAAUAACAACAUUGAGUGGAAGAAGAUCCGUCCCACUCCUAUGAUCGAGCUGAGAGACAACAACCAACGUUGGGUUUGGGAUUUAGCAUUUAGUGCUGAUUCUCAGUACCUGUUCACUGCUUCAUCUGAUAACCUUGCAAGGUUGUGGUGCAUCGCUAAAGGAGAAGUGAAGAGGGAAUACAGUGGACAUUCCAAAGCAUUGACUGCUUUAGCUUUCAAAGAUGGAGUGUGAAAUUCUGCAGAGUGUUCUUCUAUUAUUAGAGAAAUAGAUAAAUUUUGUACAUUCAUUAUUUAGUAU
Messenger RNA from Argiope bruennichi, 1336 nucleotides. It is a transcript of the gene Lst8, whose product is annotated as target of rapamycin complex subunit lst8-like. The transcript is spliced from 9 exons. Bases 230 to 1270 code for a protein of 346 amino acids. The record is from RefSeq and is a predicted model, not a curated record. Gene Ontology annotation, molecular function: protein binding. Gene Ontology annotation, biological process: regulation of actin cytoskeleton organization; TOR signaling. Gene Ontology annotation, cellular component: TORC2 complex; TORC1 complex. Lineage: Eukaryota; Metazoa; Arthropoda; Arachnida; Araneae; Araneidae.